AUUUCAAGGUCACCGUCAGCACAUCUGGCAGCACAACUCCUUCAAUUGAGGAGAGUUGAAGGCCACCGUCACUACAUCUAGCAGCACAAGCACAACUACAAUCUGAGUCAGAUCUUUUACCGGUUUAGCUGGACCUUAUGGUGGAUGAAGCAGCAAUACAUCAGGUGUCCCCGUUGUUGGCGCCAAUGUCCGAGGAGGAAGCUCGGCGCUGCUUCUUUGAUUUCAUGACCAAGGUUACGCAAUAUGAGGAGCUAGUUGAUGCCGAAAAAAUGUUUCUUGUAAAGUUCCGUCAGGAAUUAGAGCAUUUUCGAAGACCAAUGAUUCCCAUGGAAUCGGAUGCUGUCAGUCAGUUAGUCAAAUCUAACUACACUGAUCGACUGAGGUCCUAUCUUGAAGCAGGCUGCCACCUUCAGCACCAAAGUAUCCGGAAUAUUAACCAGUUACAAUCUUGCGAGGAAAAACUUGAGGACCAUAUAAAUAAAGCUAAAGUUUUGAUUGAAGAACUUGAAUGCCUGGCCGAGGAUGUUUAUAGCACUACGCUAACAGCCAGCCUUAGUAUCUUAGAAGCUUCAGAUUGCUUUGAUGAUGAUGAUAACCUGCCAGCAGAUUCUUGUGAGGAUGAAGGGCAGUCUGUGGAUCCGCUGGACAGCGCAGUAUCUUACUCGAGCGUUAUGAUUCUGGUUCACAAUAUGUUAAAGUUGGAUUAUUUGAUGCAGGAGAAGAUAGUCAAGGCACUGUGCCUUAAAACACCAUCGUCGGAGCUAGAUGGCUAUUGUCUAAUGUGGGACUUGCGGCCGUACAUUGAUGACAAUGUGAUGCAGCUUGCCUGGAAAUUCAUUUCGUAGAAGCGGAGCGGACCACGCCUGACGGUAAACUAGUGCCUGAUGGACAAUGAUUCUGCUGCAAGCAUUGUUAUGUGGGGCUAGAAAGGGCCCCGCCUAAACUUAAAGGGAUAUGUAUCCCCUAUUUACCCUUAGCAGUUUAGAUCUUUUAGAGAUAUUUCUUGGUUCCCAAGUUGGUUAUUUCCUAAUGUUUGUUAGUUCGGUUUGGCCUCCAAGUUUGUAAGUCAACACCCCAAGCUAAGUCAAAUAUUGAAAUAGGCGGGAAAAAAA
This is a messenger RNA of Triticum dicoccoides, 1112 nucleotides long. RefSeq lists its product as uncharacterized. The record is from RefSeq and is a predicted model, not a curated record. Lineage: Eukaryota; Viridiplantae; Streptophyta; Magnoliopsida; Poales; Poaceae. The transcript is spliced from 9 exons. The coding region runs from base 138 to 845 and encodes 235 amino acids.